This is a messenger RNA of Rotaria socialis, 1638 nucleotides long. The record is from the annotation of a GenBank genome assembly. Lineage: Eukaryota; Metazoa; Rotifera; Eurotatoria; Philodinida; Philodinidae.
AUGGAUGCUAUAUUAAAAAUAGUUCAGCAACGAAUAGUUUUUGCAUGGGAAGCGUUACAAGAUAUUAUCAGUGUUCCAAAAAGGCAACGACGACUUAUUAUGGUCAUCGUAUGUGUUGCUUUAUUACUUGACAAUAUGCUCUACAUGGUCAUUGUACCGAUUAUUCCAGAUUAUUUACAGAGUAUAGGAGCAUGGACAUCGAGUAAAAGUAAUAUAUCGAAAUCCGUAGCAAUAAAUGACAAAUCAUCAAAAGUAAUUAAUAAUGAUGAUGAUGACAAUUCUGAAGAUGUUGCUAUUGGAACAUUAUUUGGUUCGAAAGCAAUGAUUCAACUAUUAAUCAAUCCAUUUAGUGGUGCACUAAUUGAUCGGAUCGGUUAUGACAUCCCGAUGUGUAUAGGACUUUGUGUCAUUUUUUUAUCAACAACAACCUUUGCAUUUGGUCGUUCAUAUGGUGUCUUAUUUUUAGCAAGAAGUUUACAAGGUGUUGGUUCGGCUUUUGCUGAUACAUCUGGUCUAGCUAUGAUUGCUGAUCGAUAUACAGAUGAAGCUGGUCGUACUCGACAAUUAGGUAUUGCCUUAGCAUUUAUUUCAUUUGGAUCUCUUGUUGCUCCACCAUUUGGAGGCAUUCUAUAUGAAUUUUUCGGUAAACGUGUACCGUUUCUGACAUUAGCCUUUAUUGCUCUAUUUGAUGCGGUUCUAUUGUUUAUUGUAAUGCGUCCGAGUCGACUUCGGCAGGCAUUCGAUUUUUCGAAUCAUGUAGACGUAGAUAAGCCCAAAGGAACACCUAUAUGGCGUUUGUUGAUGGAUCCAUAUAUUGCUGUGUGUGCUGGAGCUUUAGCUAUGGCUAAUGUUGGUUUGGCUUUUCUUGAGCCGACAAUAUCAAUAUGGAUGCGUGAACAAAUGAAUGCUACCGAAUGGCAAAUGGGUUUAAUAUGGUUACCAGGUUUUAUUCCACAUAUUAGUGGAGUUUUCCUAACUGUUAAACUCAAUGAACGCUACCCUAAAUAUCAAUGGUUAAUGGCGUUUAUUGGACUUGCUCUUCAAGGUACGAUGUGCAUUUUUGUGCCAUUUUGUAAGAAUUUCGGUACACUUAUGAUACCUAUUAGUGGAAUAUGUUUUGGAAAUGCUUUGGUAGAUACGGCUUUAUUACCAACACUUGCGUAUCUUGUAGAUGUUCGUCAUACGUCUGUCUAUGGAUCGGUCUAUGCUAUUGCUGAUAUAUCAUAUUCACUUGCCUAUGCAAUGGGCCCAAUAUUAGCUGGUUCAAUAGUUUAUGCAACUAAUUUUUUUACGUUAAAUAUCCUUAUAUUUGUUAGUAAUAUUGCUUAUGCACCUGUUCUAUACAUAUUAAGAAACUUUUACACAUUUAAACCAUUGGGAAAUGAUGAAUUAGCACCAUUUGCACAUCAACCCUUACAAAACGAGCCUGAUGAUGAUAAUUAUUUAAGGUCAGUUGCAAAUAAUAAUUACAGUACAACAAACGUAUUUGAUUCAUCGGUAAAUUCUUGGUCGAAACCAAACAAUGGAAUGGGUAUGACAAAAGAAAAUCAAUAUCCUCAAUUGAAUAUGAUCGGGCAACAAGGUUCAGUACAGUUCCAAUCGAAAUCAAGAAACAUUAUUGAUUAUGAUGAUUUCUAA